Phacochoerus africanus (Common warthog) is the source of this 10495-nucleotide messenger RNA. RefSeq names its product collagen type VI alpha 3 chain (gene COL6A3). The transcript is spliced from 44 exons. Lineage: Eukaryota; Metazoa; Chordata; Mammalia; Artiodactyla; Suidae. The record is from RefSeq and is a predicted model, not a curated record. Bases 252 to 9851 code for a protein of 3199 amino acids. Gene Ontology annotation, molecular function: serine-type endopeptidase inhibitor activity; protein binding.
UGGAUCCGGUCCAGUGUGCAGCUCAGUCUCCACCAAAGGCCGCUCAGUUCUCCCGCGCGCCAGCCUCCUGCAAGGACCACGGGGGAGUUUUCCGCCUCCACCGGGGGUCCCCUCUCCUGCAGAAGGACAAGGAGACACAGCGAGUGGGGAAAGCAUGCGUCAGAUGUGCACAUAACUGCAGCGCGGAGCCCGGGACGCUCGCUUCUCCAGGUUUGCUCAGGGUUCUUACUUGGUGCUUAGACAAAAUCAAAAUGAGGAAACAUCGGCAUUUGCCAUUAGUGGCCAUCUUUUGCCUCUUUUUCUCAGGCUUUUCCUUUACUCGUGCCCAGCAACAAGCAGAUGUCAAAAAAGGUGCCGCUGCCGAUAUAAUAUUUCUAGUGGAUUCCUCUUGGAGCAUUGGAAAGGAGCAUUUCCAACUUGUUCGGGAGUUUCUUUAUGAUGUGAUAAAAUCUUUAGCUGUGGGAGAAAACGAUUUCCGUUUUGCUCUGGUCCAGUUCAACGGCAACCCACAUACCGAGUUCCUGUUAAACACGUACCGUUCUAAACAAGACGUCCUCUCCCAUGUGUCCAACUUGUCUUAUUUUGGGGGAAGCAAUCAGACUGGAAAAGGAUUAGAAUACGUAAUGCAAAACCACCUCACUGAGGCUGCCGGAAGCCGGGCCCGGGACGGAGUCCCUCAGGUUAUCGUAGUGUUAACUGACAGAGCCUCGAAGGAUGGCCUUGUUUUGCCCUCAGCGGAACUUAAGUCUGCUGAUGUUAACGUGUUUGCGGUUGGCGUUGAGGAUGCAGAUGAAGGAGCCUUAAAAGAAAUAGCAAGUGAACCGCUCAAUAUGCAUGUUUUCAACCUAGAGAAUUUUACCUCCCUCCAUGACCUAGUAGGAAACUUAGUGUCCUGUGUGCAUUCAUCCAUGACUCCAGAAGGGGCUGGAGGCACAGAGACCCUUAAAGACAUCACAGCACAAGAAUCUGCUGACAUAAUUUUCCUUAUUGAUGGAUCAAACGAGACCGGAAGUGUCCAUUUCGCAGUCAUUCUCGACUUCCUUGUAAAUCUCCUUGAGAGACUCUCAGUCGGAGCUCAGCAGAUCCGAGUGGGGGUGGUCCAGUAUAGCGAUGAGCCCAGAACCAUGUUCUCCCUGAACAGCUUCGCCACCAAGGCUCAGGUUCUGGAUGCCGUGAAAGCCCUGGGGUUCCUUGGUGGGGAGCUGGCCAAUGUCGGCCUUGCCCUUGACUUCGUGGUGGACCACCACUUCACCAGGGCAGGGGGCAGCCGAGUGGAGGAAGGGGUUCCCCAGGUGCUGGUCCUCAUCAGCGCCGCGCCUUCUAGCGAUAAGAUCCGAGACGCGGUCUUAGCCCUGAAGCAGGCGAGCGUGUUCUCGUUUGGCCUGGGAGCCCAGGCCGCCUCCAAGGCAGAGCUGCAGCACAUAGCCACCAAUGACAACUUUGUGUUCACUGUCCCGGAAUUCCGUAGCUUUGGGGACCUCCAGGAUCAAUUACUGCCCUACAUUGUGGGCAUAGCCCACAGGCACAUUGUCUUGCAACCGCCAACCAUUGUCACUCAAGUCAUCGAAGUCAACAAGAGAGACAUAGUUUUCCUGGUGGAUGGCUCGUCUGCCCUGGGGCCGGCCAACUUCCAAGCAAUCCGUGACUUCAUUGCCAAGGUCAUCCAGAGGCUGGAUAUCGGACAGGACCUCAUCCAGGUGGCCGUGGCUCAGUAUGCAGACACAGUGAGGCCAGAGUUUUAUUUCAACACUCACCCCAACAAGAGGGAGGUCAUGGCUGCCGUGCGGAGAAUGAAGCCCCUGGACGGCGCCGCCCUGUACACGGGCUCCGCCCUGGACUUCGUUCGGAACAACAUGUUCACCAGCGAGGCCGGCUACCGGGCGGCCGAGGGGGUCCCUAGGCUGCUGGUGCUGAUCACAGGCGGUAAGUCCCUAGAUGACGUGAGCCAGCCGGCCCAGGAGCUGAAGAGAAGCAGCAUCAUGGCCUUUGCCGUCGGGAGCAAGGCGGCCGACCAGGCUGAGCUGGAAGAGAUCGCCUUCGACCCCUCCCUCGUGUUCAUUCCCACUGAGUUCCGCGCCAGUCCUCUGCAGGGCGUGCUGUCCAGCCUGCUGGCGCCUCUUAGGACCCUCUCCGGAACCACUGAAGUUCACGCAAACAAGAGGGAUAUCAUCUUUCUUUUGGAUGGAUCUGUCAACGUUGGAAGGACCCGUUUCCCUUACGUGCGGGACUUUGUAAUGAACUUAGUUAACAGCCUUGAUGUUGGAGGUGACAAUAUCCGUGUCGGUUUAGUGCAAUUUAGUGAUACUCCGGUCACGGAGUUCUCCCUAAACACAUACCAGACCAAGUCAGACCUGCUGGCUCACGUGAGGCAGCUGCAGCUGAAGGGGGGCUCGGGCCUGAACACGGGUGCGGCCCUAAGCUAUGUCCACGCCAACCACUUCACCGAAGCUGGCGGCAGCAGGAUCCAGGAACAAGUGCCGCAGCUUCUGCUCCUGCUCACGGCCGGGCCAUCCGAGGACUCCUAUUUGCAAGCGGCCAACGCCCUGGCACGCUCGGGCAUCCUGACUUUUUGUGUGGGAGCUAGCCAGGCCAAUAAGGCAGAGCUUGAGCAGAUUGCUUUUAACCCGAGCCUGGUGUAUCUCAUGGACGAUUUCAGCUCCCUGCCCGCUCUGCCUCAGCAGCUGAUUCAGCCCCUAACCACAUAUGUUAGUGGCGGAGUGGAGGAAGUGCCACUUGCCCAGCCAGAGAGCAAGCGGGACAUUCUGUUCCUCUUUGAUGGCUCAGGCAAUCUCCUGGGCCAGUUCUCUGCUGUCCGAGACUUUCUCUACAAGGUCAUUGAUGAGCUGGACGUGAAGCCCGAUGGUACCCGGAUUGCAGUGGCUCAGUACAGCGACAAUGUCAGGAUUGAGUCCAGUUUUGCUGAGCAUCAGACUAAGCCCGAGAUCCUGAAUCUUGUGAAGAGGAUGAAGCUCAAGACAGGCAAAGCCCUCAACCUGGGCUACGCCCUGGACUUUGCACAGAGGUACAUCUUUGUGAAGUCCAAUGGAAGCCGCAUCGAGGACGGCGUGCUUCAGAUCCUGGUGCUGCUGGUGGCGGGAAGGUCGUCAGACGGUGUGGACCGGCCAGCCCUCAACCUGAAACAGAGCGGGGUGGUGCCUUUCAUCCUCCAGGCCAAGAACGCCGACCCUGGGGAGUUGGAGCUGAUCGUGCCAUCCCCCGCAUUUAUUCUGGCUGCAGAGUCACUUCCCAAGAUCGGCGACCUUCAGCCACACAUCGUGAACCUCUUAAAAUCAGUGCAAAAUGGGGCACCUACACCAGUUUCAGGUGAAAAGGACGUGGUGUUUCUGAUCGACGGCUCCGAGGGCGUCAGGAGUGGCUUCCCUCUGUUGAAAGAGUUUGUUCAGAGAGUGGUGGAGAGCCUGGAUGUGGGCCCGGACCGGGUGCGGGUGGCCGUGGUGCAGUACAGCGACAGGACCAGGCCUGAGUUCUACCUGAAUUCGUACAUGGACCAGCAGAGCGUUGUCAAUGCCGUACGCCAGCUGACCCUGCUGGGGGGGCCGAUCCCCAACACCGGGGCCGCCCUGGACUUUGUCCUGAGGGACAUCCUAACUGAGUCUGCCGGAAGCCGGAUAGCAGAGGGCAUCCCCCAGCUCCUGAUCGUCCUCACGGCCGACAGGUCUGGGGAUGACGUGAGGGGCCCCUCGGUGGUCCUGAAGAGGGGAGGGGCCGUGCCCAUCGGCAUUGGCAUUGGCAAUGCCGACAUCACCGAGAUGCAGACCAUCUCCUUCAUCCCAGACUUCGCCGUGGCCAUUCCCACCUUCCGGCAGCUAGGGACUGUCCAGCAGGUCAUCUCUGAGAGAGUGACCCGGCUCGACCGCGAGGAGCUGCGCCGGCUGCAGGCAUCUGUGGUCCCUCCGACGAGCCCAGGUGUCAGCGGCAAGCGGGAUGUGGUCUUUCUCAUCGAUGGGUCCCAGACGGCUGGCCCUGAGUUCCAGUACAUCCGCACCCUCAUCGAGAGGCUGGUGGACUCCCUGGACGUGGGCUUCGACACGAGCCGGGUGGCGGUCAUCCAGUUCAGCGAGGACCCCCGGGUGGAGUUCCUGCUGAACGCCCACUCCAGCAAGGACGAGGUGCAGAACGCGGUGAGGCGGCUGCGGCCCAAGGGCGGGAGGCGGAUCAACAUCGGGGGCGCCCUGGAGUACGUGUCCAAGAACAUCUUCAAGAGGCCGCUGGGGAGCCGGAUUGAGGAGGGCGUCCCCCAGUUCCUGGUCCUCAUUUCUUCGGGGAAGUCGGACGACGAGGUAGACGACUCGGCGGCAGAGCUCAAGCAGUUCGGGGUGGCGCCGCUGACGAUCGCCAGGAACGCGGACCCGGAGGAGCUGGUUAAAAUCUCCCUGAGCCCCGAGUACGUGUUCUCGGUGAGCACCUUCCGGGAGCUGCCCAGCCUGGAGCAGAAACUGCUGACACCCAUCACCAGCCUGACCGCAGAGCAGAUACAGCAGCUGCUGGCCAGCACCAGCUAUCCGCCUCCAGCUGUGGAGAGUGACGCCGCGGACAUCGUCUUCCUGAUCGACAGCUCUGACGGCGUGAAGCCCGACGGCAUCGCGCACAUCCGGGACUUUGUGAUCCGGAUCGUGCGUAGACUCAACAUCGGCCCCAAUAAAGUGAGAGUUGGAGUCGUGCAGUUCAGCAAUGACGUCUUCCCCGAGUUCUACCUGAAGACCUACAGGUCCCAGGCCAGCGUGCUUGACGCCAUACGUCGCCUGAGGUUCAAAGGGGGGUCCCCGCUGAACACCGGCAAAGCCCUGGAAUUCGUGGCAAGGAAUUUCUUCGUCAAGUCUGCUGGGAGCCGCAUCGAGGACGGGGUCCCCCAACACCUGGUUCUGUUUCUGGGUGGAAAAUCCCAGGACGAUGUGUCCAGGUAUUCCCAGGUGAUGGGGUCCUCGGGGAUUGUGAGAUUGGGGGUCGGAGACCGAAACAUCGACAGAACCGAGCUGCAGACCAUCACCAAUGACCCCAGGCUGGUGUUCACCGUGCGGGAGUUCAGAGAGCUCCCCAACAUAGAAGAGAGGGUCAUGAGCUCCUUUGGACCUUCCGGGGUCACCCCUGCACCCCCAGGAGUGGACAUACUCCCUCCCUCACGGCCAGAGAAAAAAAAAGCCGACAUUGUGUUCCUGUUGGACGGGUCCAUCAAUUUCCGGAGAGACAGUUUCCAGGAAGUGCUCCGGUUCGUGUCUGAAAUCGUGGACACGGUUUACGAAGGGGGCGACUCCAUCCAGGUGGGGCUGGUCCAGUACAACUCUGACCCCACGGACGAAUUCUUCCUGAAGGACUUUUCCACCAAGCAGCAGAUUAUCGACGCCAUCAACAAGGUGGUCUACAAGGGGGGCAGGCACGCCAACACCAAGGUGGGCUUGGAGCACUUGCGGCUGAACCAGUUCGUGCCGGACGCGGGCAGCCGCCUGGAGCAGAGGGUCCCGCAGAUUGCCUUCGUGAUCACGGGGGGGAAGUCGGUGGAGGACGCGCAGGAGGCGAGCCUGGCGCUCACCCAGAGGGGCGUCAAAGUGUUUGCGGUGGGCGUGAGAAACAUUGACUCCGAGGAGGUGGGGAAGAUAGCUUCCAACAGCGCCACGGCCUUCCGGGUGGGGAACGUCCAGGAGCUGUCGGAACUGAGCGAGCAGGUUUUGGAAACUCUGCACGAUGCGAUGCACGAAACCUUGUGUCCAGGCGUGACUGAUAUUUCCAAAGCCUGUAACCUGGAUGUGAUUCUGGGCUUUGACGGAUCCAGGGAUCAGAACAUAUUCGUGGCUCAGAAGGGCUUCGAGUCCAAAGUGGACACCGUCCUGAACAGAAUCAGCCAGAUGCAAAGAAUCAGCUGCAGCGGCACCCAGAUGCCCACGGUGCGGGUGUCCGUGGUGGCCACCACGCCCGCGGGCCCCGUGGAGGCCUUUGACUUUGCUGAAUACCAGCCGGAGAUGUUCGAGAAGAUCCUGGGCAUGCGCACCCAGCACCCCUACGUCCUCACCGCCGACACGCUGAAGCUCUACCAGAACAAGUUCCGGCAGGGCUCGCCCGGCAGCGUGAAGGUGGUCAUUCAUUUUACUGACGGGGCGGACGGAGACCUGGCAGACUUACAAAGAGCGUCUGAGGCCCUCCGACAGGAAGGUGUCCAAGCUCUGAUCCUCGUGGGCCUGGAACGUGUACCCAACUUGGAGCAGCUGAUGCAGCUGGAGUUUGGGCGAGGGUUCACGUACAACCGGCCCCUGAGGCUGAACUUGCUGGACCUGGAUUACGAACUAGCAGAGCAACUUGACAACAUUGCCGAGAAAGCCUGCUGUGGGGUCCCCUGCAAAUGCUCCGGGCAGAGGGGUGACCGAGGGCCCAUUGGCAGCAUCGGACCGAAGGGAAUUCCUGGAGAAGACGGCUACCGAGGUUACCCUGGUGACGAAGGAGGACCCGGCGAGCGCGGCCCGCCCGGCAUGAACGGCACUCAAGGUUUCCAGGGCUGCCCCGGGCAGAGGGGCAUAAAGGGCUCUCGUGGAUUCCCAGGAGAGAAGGGUGAAUUAGGAGAAAUCGGACUGGAUGGCCUUGAUGGAGAAGAUGGAGACAAAGGAUUGCCGGGAACUUCUGGAGAUAAAGGGAGUCCAGGAAGAAGGGGUGACAAAGGACCCAAAGGAGACAAAGGAGAAAGAGGGGACGUGGGGAUCAGAGGUGACCCGGGUGACUCAGGACGGGACAGCCAGCAGAGAGGACCCAAAGGAGAAUCCGGAGACCUCGGGCCCAUGGGUCUCCCUGGGAGAGAUGGGGUGUCUGGAAGUCCUGGAGAGUCCGGAAAAAGUGGCGGCUUUGGCCGAAGGGGACCAGCAGGACUGAAGGGCAACAAGGGCAGUCCCGGCCAGCAGGGCUCCGUGGGAGAGCAGGGGACCAGAGGUGCACAGGGCCCACCUGGUCCCACUGGUCCUCCAGGUCUGAUUGGUGAGCAAGGCAUUCCUGGACCUCGGGGAAGCGGCGGGACCGCAGGUGCGCCUGGAGAACGUGGCAGAACCGGGCCCCUGGGGAGAAAGGGUGAUCCCGGAGAGCCAGGACCUAAGGGAGGACUCGGGAGCCGGGGCCCUCGUGGGGAGACGGGCGAUGAUGGGCGAGAUGGAGUCGGCAGUGAGGGACGCAGAGGCAAAAAAGGAGAAAGAGGAUUUCCUGGAUACCCAGGUCCAAAGGGCAACCCUGGUGAGCCGGGGACAGACGGAGGCCCGGGGCCCAAAGGUGUCAGAGGCCGAAGGGGAAAUUCAGGUCCUCCGGGGAUAGCUGGCCAGAAGGGCGACCCCGGUUACCCAGGGCCAUCUGGUUACAAAGGCAGCCGAGGCGACUCCGUAGAUCAAUGCGCCCUGGUCCAGAGCAUCAAAGACAAAUGUCCUUGCUGCUAUGGGCCCCUGGAGUGUCCGGUCUUCCCGACGGAGCUGGCCUUUGCCCUGGACACCUCCGAGGGGGUCACCCAGGACACCUUCAGCCUGAUGCGGGACGUGGUCCUGAGGAUUGCGGAUGAGCUGACCAUCGCCGAGAGCAACUGCCCACGGGGCGCCCGCGUGGCUGUGGUCACCUACAACAACGAGGUCAUCACGGAGAUCCGCUUCGCCGACUCCAGGAAGAAGUCCGUCCUCCUGGACAAGAUCAAGAACCUCCAGGUGGUUCUGACGUCCAAGCAGCAGAGUCUGGAAACCGCCAUGUCCUUCGUGGCCAGAAACACAUUUAAGCGCGUGCGGAAUGGGUUCCUGAUGAGGAAGGUGGCCGUCUUCUUCAGCAACAAACCCACGAGGGCGUCCCCGCAGCUCCGGGAGGCCGUGCUCAAGCUCUCGGAUGCCGGCAUCACGCCCUUGUUCCUCACGAGCCAGGAGGACCGGGUGCUGAUCAAUGCCUUGCAGAUCAAUAACACAGCGGUGGGUCACGCCCUGGUCCUACCUGCUAGGGGAGACCUCCCAGACUUCCUGAAGAACGUCCUGACUUGUCACGUGUGCUUGGACAUCUGCAACAUCGACCCGUCCUGCAGCUUGGGCAGCUGGAGGCCUUCCUUCAGGGACCGGAGAGCCGCGGGCAGUGACGUGGACAUCGACAUGGCUUUCAUCGUGGACAGCUCCGAGACCACCACUCCGUUCCAGUUCAACGAGAUGAGGAAGUACAUUGGGUACCUGGUCCGACAGCUGGACCUCAGCCCAGACCCCAAGGCCUCCCAACACUUUGCCAGAGUGGCGGUUGUGCAGCACGCGCCCUGGGAGUCCGUGGGCAACGCCAGCGUGCCGCCCGUGAAGGUGGACUUCUCCCUGACUGACUACGGCUCCAAGGAGAAGCUGCUGGCCUUCCUCAGCAGCCGGAUGACACAGCUGCAGGGGACCAGGGCCUUGGGCAGCGCCAUCGACUACACCGUUGAGAACGUCUUUGAGAGCGCACCGAACCCCCGGGACCUGAAGAUCGUGGUCCUGAUGCUGACGGGCGAGGUGCCGAAGGAGCAGCUGGAGGAGGCCCAGAGAGCCAUCCUGCAGGCCAAGUGCAAGGGUUACUUCUUCGUGAUCCUGGGCAUUGGCCGGAAGGUGAACGUCAAGGAGCUGUACAGCUUCGCCAGCGAGCCCAACGACGUCUUCUUCAAACUGGUGGAUAAGUCCUCCGAGCUCAACGAGGAGCCCCUGAUGCGCUUUGGGAGGCUGUUACCAUCCUUUGUCAGCAGUGAGAAUGCUUUUUACCUGUCCCCAGAUGUCCAGAAACAGUGUGAUUGGUUCCAAGGGGACCAGCCGGCAAAGAAUCUUGUGAAGUUUGGUCACAGACAAGUAAAUGUCCCAAAUAACAUUACUUCUGGUCCUGCAUCCAAACCGGUGACCACGACAAAGCCGGUGACCACCACAGAACCCGUGACUGCUACCACCAAGCCAGUAACUAUGGUGAACCUACCAGCCUCAAAGCUGGCCGCCGCGAAACCUGUGGCUGGGAGACCAGUGGCCACCAAGACAGAGGCCACCAAGCCCGAGGUCACCAAGACUGAGGCCGCCAAGCCUGAGACUACCAAGCCUGUGGCCGCCAAGCCUGAGACCGCCAAGCCUGUGGCCGCCAAACCCGAGGCCACCAAGCCUGUGGCUGCCAGGCCUGAGGCUGCAAAGGUGGCCGCGAAGCCCUCAGCAGCAAAGCAAGCCUCUGCCAGACCCCCAGCUGCUGCCAAACCCGUGGCUGCAAAGCCCGAGGCCCCCAGGCCCCAGGCAGCCAAACUGGCCCCUGCCAAGCCAGCUACCCCCAAACCCGUGGCGAAGGCCCACCGGGAGGUCCAUGUGUCUGAGGUCACGGAGAACAGUGCCAAGCUCCACUGGGAGCGGCCCGAGCCCCCCAGCCCUUACUUCUAUGACCUCACCGUCACCUCGGCCCAGGAUCAGUCCCUGGUUCUGAAGCAGAACCUCACGGUCCCCGACCGCGUCAUCGGCGGCCUGCUCGCUGGGCAGACGUACCACGUCUCCGUGGUCUGUUACCUGAAGUCCCAGGUCAGAGCCACCUACCACGGCAGCUUCAGUACAAAGAGAACUCAGCCUCCACCUCCACAAACAGCGAGGUCAGCUUCCAGUUCAACCAUCAAUCUCAUGGUGAACACGGAGCCCUUGGCCGGGAGUGAAGCAGAUGUAUGUAAGUUGCCCAAAGAUGGAGGAACUUGCAGGAAAUUUAUCAUAAAAUGGUACCAUGACGCGGUGACUGGAAACUGUGCAAGAUUCUGGUAUGGAGGUUGUGGUGGAAAUGAAAACAGAUUUGAUUCACAGGAAGAAUGUGAAAAGGUUUGCUCUCCUGUGCUCGUCAAACCCAAAGUCAUAGCUGCAAUUGGGACCUAAGCGUGGCCCCCGUGACACAUACCUCUUGAGGAAGAAGGAGGCAGCCACUGCAAGUCGUCUCUGUAGAAGCCCUCGGUGUAGACUGCCUUGCACUGUGCCGUUUCAUGCUUUGAGUUACACUUGGACUUGGGAGGAAACGUCUGCCGCAUGACUAUCCAUAUGGUGCUAACUGUGUCUGUGGACCCAGCGCUCUCUGUCUCUAGGCAGUUACAUCGUAUACUUUGAACGUUGCGCAACAGUUACCCACUGCUGGUGUUUCUGUGAACAUCCCCAUAAAGUCAGAUUCCCUCUGGAGUUUCACCUUAUGCCUGUCUCAGGCAGGUGUAAGGUCUAGAAAAUAACCCCCAACUUCACAGCUACUCUGUAUCCUUCCGCUUGGUUCAUUCCUGCCCCGCCUUUCAUUAAGCAUGAUUUUAGAUGGAAAGCCUGUUGUAUGGAGAAUAAGCAAGAGUCCACGUGUUCAUGUACCACCAAUUUCCUGGAUUCGAUUGCGAGCUCAUUUUCUUUUUUCUAAAGCUUCUAAGGAACAAUCUAGGGAGGCAGAAGCCAACUCCCUUAAUCUUUGUGCGCCGUUGCGGGACCAAUGCCUUCAUUAAAGGAUGAAAAGAAAGUCAUAAUAGAGAAUAUUUUUGGCAUUCCUCUGA